Phytophthora infestans T30-4 is the source of this 6930-nucleotide messenger RNA. RefSeq lists its product as uncharacterized. Gene Ontology annotation, biological process: intracellular protein localization; endocytosis; retrograde transport, endosome to Golgi. Bases 1 to 6930 code for a protein of 2309 amino acids. Lineage: Eukaryota; Oomycota; Peronosporomycetes; Peronosporales; Peronosporaceae. Gene Ontology annotation, cellular component: Golgi apparatus; endocytic vesicle; membrane. The transcript has 4 exons. The record is from RefSeq and is a predicted model, not a curated record.
AUGAAGGGCGCGGCGCGGCGUCUGGCAGCCGCGGUGGAGGCAAUCCGUGCCGGUGGAGGCUCUGUCGCAGAGCAACAGGCGCAGCAGAAGGAGUUGGUGCAAGCGCUAAUCGUUCUACAGCGUCUUUGGAAGCCAGAGCUUCUCACAAACCCCACACCGCCCACGAAGCGAAGCGGCAAGAGUAACGCAGCGCUAUUCCAACUACUGCUAGCCACGCUCAUCGUGUACAGUGGCGGUCAUGCGGGAAACUCCAAUGCGGGUAUAGCGGGAGGCAGUGCAGGUGUGUCGCUGUCGUCAUCCAGCACCCCAACAUCCGAGUGCAUCCAUCGCCUGGUAUGCGAUCUCCUGGUGCGCUCUUUCGACUUCUCCGUGGUACCGAGCAUCAAUGAUACGCUACUGGCUAAAAGUACGUCGCUUUUCGUCAAGGUGUCUCUGGUUAUGGUGGUGUGUCGUCUGCCACUACAGCAGUUCCUGCCAGAUGCAGUAGCUCUAGCCAAUAAGAACAUUCGAAGUGCUGAUUAUUAUAUGAAGCAAUGUCUAAUUGAGAGUGUCGCUCAUGCUCUGGAGGGAAACUCCACGAGACUGGUGUCGUUCCAUGCAGAAGCUUUAAAGAUCGUGAACAAGAGCCUUCAGGACAAGGCGGUGGAAGUGAGGACCGCUGCUGCGAGGCUGCUACAGGUGGUGACAGAGCGUACAUCAGUCUCAACCACGAAUACUGGGGCUGGUUCCUUAGCAAAUCAGGGAGGCAGUAGCAAUGCUAGUGGAUCUGGCGGUGCUGGUGGCUCUAUGACUGGAGCUAGUGCAGGUGGCAGUGCGAGUGCUAGUGGUGUUUCGCUUGAUGCAAUCUUACAGAUCACGGCGAAAGGAAUGGAUGAUGUUGCUCCCGAAGCGAGGAGGGCGUACUCUGUGGUGGUCGGUGUAGUGCUUGCCAAAUACGCGACGUCUUCUGGAGAAGCAGAAGUGCAAGCAGGUGGUGAGAGCAAUGGAGCGGGUGCAUCUUCCUCCAGGAACACUGAUGACGAUGGUGGGAGAAACUCAAUUGAACACGAUACACCUCCCUCUAGUGGAAGUGGGACUGGGAAGUCCAAGACAGGCUUCAAGCUGCACGUCCCUGGUAUUAAUCUGCCGUCUUCACUCUCUCGUCGAAAAGCUGCUACAGUGGAUUUCUCGACCAUCGCAAACGUUGUUCUGUACUUCAAAGACAUGGUGACUAGCAAAUAUCUGUCGACGAAUCCGAACCUGAGUCACGGAGGCAUUCUGGCCUCGUUUUCCAUCGCUCUGUGCAGUAUGUUCGAGCAUCUACCGCCUGAUUCAAUCCCCGAGGCCCAGAUUCGCGAGGUUUUGGAUGCUACACUUGCUGUUCUUGACUAUCCAUUUGCUCUUGGUGACUUGACUCGUGCUCGCAAUGCCGUGGGCUUUGUGCUGCGUUGUGGACUCAAUGGAUGUCUCACAGAACGCCAACAAGAAGUGUUGCUAGGCGCUUAUCUACAGAAGCUAAAAGAUGAGACUCAAGCAGCCGAGCUCAACCACCACAAGUUGCUUACAACGCUAGUGGAGAUGAGUCACAUGUUCCAUUCCAUGGGUGAAGCUUCCGUAACCCACGCACGAGAUGUCAGCGAUAUACUCCAAGGGCUUAUUUGCCAUGAAAAGCAAAGUGUUCGCUUCCAAGCUGCCGUCGCGCUGGCGUCUCUUGUCACUGCAAUCCCAUACCGACUUAAAAAUGUGCUGACGGACUGUCUUCAGGGCCUUCGCGAUACUGCGGAGUACCUGAUGCGAGGAGGUUCGGAUGGCGAAGAAGCGAGAAACGCAGAGUCCACUGAGAAGAUGGACGAUGGCCAAGAAGAAGGCGGCGAUAUGCAAAGCAAGGCCCACUUGUAUGCGAUUCAGGGCAGAUCUACGGCGAUUGUCCAUAUUCUUCGUGCUAUCAAGCUGGACGGUAAAGAUGGCUUGUCUCAAACGAUUAUGGACGAUAUCUAUGCCAUAUCGGAGGAACUUGUGGAGAGUCAGUUCUUCAAUGAGUGUGCGGAUAGUAUCUGGCUCACUUGCACGCGUGCUGGCUGGGCAUUGGUCGGAAGCCUGGUGUCGGUAAAUGACGAGCACUGGAUAAAAGCCAAUUUGGAGAAACUCUUGAAUUUAUGGCUUAAGUCUAGCGUACUGCACAGUCGCGAAUCAUCUCUGGAGCUGCUGCGCAUUGAAGCUGCUGUAAUCCCCCUCAGUAGCUUCUUGUCCAACUGCCAGGCCGCGGCUACAUACUCUGACAGCGAUGUGUACAUUCUUGCGAGUCACGUGCUCCAUGUCUACUUGACGGCAACACAGGACACUCUCAGCAACCCGCUCAAGCGCCGUGGCCAGAUUGCCCGAUACCGUCUAAUGGGAUGGAUCAUUAACUGUUUCUCGAUGCUGCCUCCAAUCUACAGUGACUCGUACAUUGUGCUGUUGGAUCUGAUCGCCGAAUUCACAACAGCUCAGGCGUUGACAAGCCUUAGACACUCCUCGUUAGUGCCAGCAAAGUCCACGUAUCUAAAGAGUGUGUUAUCCUCAGAAGACAACACACUGGACGUGGUAACUUUAUCACGAUUGGAGCCAGGCGAUUAUCCAUCGCCGCUAUACUCUCGAGAGCUGAAUCACAUUCUGGGUUUGCUGCAGCAGGAAAAUGCGUUGACUGAUACGGAGCUGGAGGUGCAAUAUCUUGAUACCUUUUGGAGAUCGAUAGCGGAAAAAGAAGCUGCGGAUGAUGUAACCAAGCCAGCAAGUCACAGUCCGUUCACUUACGUUCGACUCGUGGAUGUCAGCGUGCUUCUCUUUGGUCGACUUUUCCACUUCAUUCCCGAAGACCUACAGCUGCGAUGUCUUCAGCAUUACGCAGGAGCGCUGUCCGACGUUCGAGCGGAUUGCGAAGUCAAUGUGUGCUCGCUGUUGUUCGCGGUGAUCGCGGAGGCGAAACGUCUGGAAAAAUCUGGUACCGCGCCAACUUCAUCCGAUUCGCUUUCUGCGACGUCGUGGCCUCUUCAAAUGCAAACCAUGCUGUGUGAAAUGAUCUCGAGUGAGAACACGGAAGUUCGUCGUGGCGCUGGUGAGGCGCUAGGGGCGUUGGGAAUGAUUCUUGGAGAAGACCAUUGCAAGGGACUAAUUAUCGAGCUGGAAAAGCGCUUGGUGGUGGAUAAACUCCCUCAAGGCGCUUCUACAGCCACGUUUGGCGCCAAUCCUGACCUCGAUGUAUCUGUUCUGUCAGCUGGUGCCGCUUUUGCGUUGGCAUGCAUCAAGCGUGAAUGUGGUUCGCGAAUUUCUAUUGACACAGGCCUCAUUUUCCGGUUUGCAGGAGAAUGUUCUCAACCUCUUCGUACGUGGAUCUUGCAUUCGUGGGGCAUUAUUCUGGAAUCUGUGAAUUCCACAGGAGGCGACUACGAACACUUCGUGAGCUCGACGUUUUCGCUAAUGGAAGCGCAUGUACUGGCAGGCUUUGUGUAUUCAAAGGCCAACAAGCGUGGGCUGCGGUGGCAAAUUAGUACGAAGGUUGCACUGGGACGGAUUAUUAACGACGUGGUGGCCACUCUUGGUCCGGAACUUGGUGGAUCGAAUGAUCGGUUGAACGAAUUCUAUUCGUAUUGGAUGCUUCUGCGUCAGGAUGGCGACGCUCGUGUAGAGUUGGAGUUCUUGAGGUUCCUGGAACAAGUCGUCGUGUUCGCUCCGUCCCGCUUUCAGUCGGCAGAUUUGAGGUAUAUUUUACGCAUCAUAUCUGAUACCGCUCUGCUGAAUUCUGUAACUUCAUCGUCGCUGACCGCACAGCAAAACUCAGAAUCUCCAGCUUUGUCGCCGCCAUCAGGACAAAACCCGUCUCUAGCGGCGUUUGGGAGUUUUGGUGAACCAUUUGAGCAGAAUGGUUUUGUUAACGUUGGAGUGUACACCAAUGGAUGGAGUCGAAGUAUCCUGCAAAAUGUUGGCUUGUCAUGUAUUCGCACCCUGGUGGAAAGAGACCCGACGUUGAUUCGCCGCCAUAACCUCUUUUGUCUGCUGUUUUCGGCGCUUCACGUCGAGUACAGUGAGCUUACGUGGAUCUACCUGCCUGGACUGCAUGGGAUGUGGGACGUGCUCUCAUUUGCUGUUGUGGAUUCGGUAAGCAUGCAUCGAAACAGUAUUAGUGUGUUGCAGAGCACCGCACUGGCAUUAUUAGACGUUGAAGGUGGAGAUCACGAGAGUGCUGAGCCAUGUCUCUGGGCUCUGCUGUGUCGUAGUAUUGCCAUUGGUGAAUCAGGUACUAGUGCCAAUACGGAGCAGCUCAUGAUGAGCCCGAAAGGGGCAAACUCGGGUGUCCAAAUCACUGCGAGCUUUGAAGGAGAUGAUGACGACACGUCCUCGUGGUCACCUGUACAAGUAUCGAAGAGUGACGUGAGUUCGCUUGCAAUUGCCACUCAAGUGAAUACGUGGAGAGCUACGAAAGCAAGCGUGGGCGACCUCAUUGCAUUAAUGCCUCCGCUUUCUCGACAAGUACGUCAUUUCGCAGUGGAGUGUGUGUUACGUGUGUUUGAAUUGAUGACGGGGAUCUCGCCAAUGACGACAAACGUGAGUCUGAUUAAGCAGCUUCACUUUGAUCUCGCUGCGGCGCGUCGUUACUUCUUCGAUGUGCUGUCUGCUGGAGAAUCUACCGAGUCUAAGAUCGGGAACUUCCUGUGUAUGUAUCUGGACGAGUUUGUAACUCUCGCGUGCCAUGUUGCCACAACGUCAGCUGAGGGUGACGAGCUUCUCAUGUUUCAGUGUGUGGGGCUUCGACUGUUGAAUGUGCUGGUGAAGAAUUUUGCGUCAGCACGCGACCCCGAAGUGGCAACGGGGGACGCAUACUUGUUGGAUCCUUAUCGUGCCCAGCUUUCGUCCGCUAUCCGCCACGCUUUGAAGCAGAGUGAUGAACGGUAUUUCUACGCCCCACUACUUCUCGAAGCGCAUGGUAUUGCUGGUGCCUGUAUCUCGGCUCACCUUAUUCAAGACAAGGUGGGGUUGGGACGUAUCCUGAGAGCUGUUGUGACCACCGACUAUGGGCACGCGCAUUUUGUUGGAGAUGAACUCACCCGAACUUCGUUGUCACUUGCAAACUUGGCGUCUGUGGGAGAACUACUAACGUCUAGUGUCGCGGAGACGAUCGCUCAAAAGGAUGCGCGUGAUGAUGACCGCCGAGUGAUUGCGACAUCUCCACUUGUCAAGGCAAUGCUCACCGGGCUGUCUGAAUCCACGGAGUACUUGUUCAAGUGUUGGAUGGAUUCGACGUUUGCUUACGGCGUCGUAAUGCAAGGAUGUGCGCAAUGGGCGGAGCUAGACACAACAGCUAGUGCUAAGGCUCUACUUACCGAUGAAGUGAUGGUUAUGCCAGCUUUGCAGAUGCCGCUCCCACCGAUUGGUGCUCCUGUGAACGCGUCAGCGGAUGCUUUAUCGGCUGCCAAAGCGCUACGUACGCUUUACAAGCGAUACUGGCCGAAGAUCGUCAAUGCAAUGGCAACGUUAGAAGUCUACUUGCCAACCUCGGUCUCGUUAUGUAGCGCCCAAGACAGUAAUAUUCCGAAAUGGUCGUCUGUCUUGCUGUCCAGUGCGAUUUUCCAUGUGAAUGCAAACGCUCGUGAUCGUAUGGAGGACGAAGGGGAGCUACCGGCCGUUCUUCGCAGUAUUCCGCUGCUACUGAGAGCGUUAGUGGAAAACCCCGAGGAAUCUUCAUCGAGCAACUUUCCAGUGCUCUUGACAACGUCGCUGAAUACGCUCAUGCUGGCAAGUAAGCGAUGUUCUGGCCCUGCGCAAGUUGAGGCCCUGAAGGCGAUGUUCUCUUGCAUAUCACGCGAGAAUCUGUCAUUUGCUCGUGAGACUAUAAAGUCUGGAGAAGAUGCACAACAGCGCGCUGCUGCCCUUUUCGACACGGUAGCACAAGUCGGGUUGUGCCCAACUGAGGUCGUUUGCCAGCUGUGUGACGCGACUGAACAGACAAGACAUGCCAGAGCUGUGAGCAUCGGUAGCAGAGCCACAGGGUCUCGUAGAAGCUCCGCUACCAGUGUUGAGGAUACCAAGCACAUGACUGAAAUUGUACAGUUUGCUACAAAUGGUAUCGUGCUUCUACACACGACUGAAGAAGCACGGCAUGGGGUAAUACGCUCGGUUGCUAUGGUACAGCAGAUCAUUUGCUCUGUUGCUGGUGACCAUCAUUCUUCUGCAGUUAAGAAAGCUGUGGUGACCUUAAGUCGUGCUUCAACUGAGUCGUCCAGUGUUCGCAGCUCUUUCGAGUUCCUUGCGGAAUGGCUCAAGGUUGAUGUCCACACUGCUCCAGGGUUUUCGAUGCAGAUCGUGGCAAAUUAUGCUGUGAGCUUCCCGCCGUAUCUUCAAGCCGACGCAGGACGUUUCCACAAUGAGCAACAUGCUGUCAGUGCAGAUCUUUUGCGAGGUUUGCACGCCGUUGUGAAGAAGCUCUUGGACGCGCAUCAAACGUCCAUUCUGAAUCGCUACCUGGUAACACUCGGCCCCUCUCUCGUAGAGAUUGUUGCAGUAACAAACGGCUACCCAGAGAUGCCGGCCAAACUUGCUGAGCUGGAUAAAGCGGAGGAGCUUCUGCGCUUGCUGACGGCGCAGUUGAAUGGCCAGCAUGGAACUGUGUUUGUGCACAUGCUGCUCCCUCGACUUGCGUCUGUGCUCAGUCAUCCAUCACCGACAACUCCAGACAACGUGAUUCCGUCGCAAGUCCCAGGUAUCUUGGCUCGACUGCUUCUGUGCUUUGCACAGACUCACGCUGCUGCAUUUAAAGAAGCUGUGGCGGCCAUGACACCCACGUUGCGUAGUGUGCUGGAAACAACGCUGCGUCUUGCUCUCACCGCCUCAGUUCCAGCUGCUGGAACUCGUGGACACUCGUCGCUUCCUCAGAUUAGCAGUCCUGCUGCCAAACUUGACCUUAGCCGAUACAACUAA